Molecule: messenger RNA, 1092 nt
Organism: Anopheles coustani
Lineage: Eukaryota; Metazoa; Arthropoda; Insecta; Diptera; Culicidae
Product: G-protein coupled receptor dmsr-1
Exons: 6
Coding region: 148-1092 (314 amino acids)
Biological process (GO): G protein-coupled receptor signaling pathway
Cellular component (GO): membrane
Molecular function (GO): G protein-coupled peptide receptor activity
Source: RefSeq, a predicted model, not a curated record
CCGACGAACUGCAGCGACUACUGCAAGGGCGCCGUCCGGGAAAUCCUGCUCGAGUACAAACUGCUGCACGGUUACAUUUCACUUGUGAUAUGCUUCUUCGGUACCAUAGCCAAUAUUCUCAACAUUAUAGUGCUCACGAGGAAGGACAUGACCAAAGUGCCCAUCAAUCGCAUUCUAAAGUGGCUCUCGGUGACGGAUAUGUUCGUCAUGAUUGAGUAUAUACCGUUCGCAUUUUAUAUGUACCUAAUUCUACCAGAUCGUCGGGACUAUCCAUACUCCUGGGCCGCAUAUCUGAUGUUUCACAUGCACUUCACUCAAAUUCUGCACACCAUCUCCAUCCUGCUCACGGUAACACUCGCCAUAUGGAGAUACAUAGCAAUUAAACAUCCGCACGGGUCGCUGGCCAUUUACGCCCAGUCAAACUACGGCCAGGCCAUCGCACUGUGCUACAUUCUGGCGCCGAUCCUGUGCUUCCCGACCUACUUCGUCUUCACGAUACGGCAGACGUUCGUCUUCGAGGGCGACACCCAGCUGGUGCUGUACCACUUGGACACGGAUGAGAGCGCCAUCGUCUAUCGGUACAACUUCUGGAUCCACUCGGUGAUAAUCAAACUGAUACCCUGCACCAUCCUGACCGUCAUCAGCUGCGUGCUAAUACAGGUCCUGUGGAAAGCUAGUAAGAGGCGUAUAAAGUUGAAACAGGGUGGAAAUUAUCCGAAAAACGGAGCCCCAUCGGUUACGCCACAGAGUGGCGGUACUAGCACGGGGAACCCACCAUCCACGGAUCGACGGGCGGAUCGAACCACCACGCUUCUCGUGGCAGUCCUGCUGCUGUUUCUGUUCACCGAGUUUCCCCAGGGCAUUCUCGGGCUGCUCAGUGGCAUGCUGGAAAAGUGUUUCUUCCGCCGCUGCUACGGUCUGUUCGGCGAGGUGAUGGACCUGCUAGCCUUAAUUAACGCUGCCAUCGGGUUCGUCCUGUACGGGCUGAUGUCCAAGCAGUUCCGCACGAGCUUCAAGUCGGUUUUUUUCAAAACUCCAACCCAUAGGGCCGAGAAUACGCGUAUGACCGGCAUCACGACAACCUGUGUCUGA